Molecule: messenger RNA, 1151 nt
Organism: Carassius auratus (goldfish)
Lineage: Eukaryota; Metazoa; Chordata; Actinopteri; Cypriniformes; Cyprinidae
Product: MORN repeat-containing protein 4-like
Exons: 6
Coding region: 190-630 (146 amino acids)
Biological process (GO): response to axon injury
Cellular component (GO): cell projection
Source: RefSeq, a predicted model, not a curated record
GCGAGAGGAACCGUAACACCGGCGAGCAAGAACCCGAUUCUGCCUUUGCGGAUCCGCUGGACAAAGCGAAAGGCUUUCAUGCUCUUGAGACGGCACAGAAACAUCACAGUGUUGGGUGAAAGUCAACUACCGUGGGUCCUACUGUAUUAGACUGAGCACUAUACUGAACACAAUAAGCUUGCUGUAGGUAUGACAUUAACAAGGGGCUCCUUCACUUAUUCCAGCGGAGAAGAAUAUACCGGAGAAUGGAAGGAAGGUCGGCGGCACGGUAAAGGCGAGCUGAAGUUUGCUGAUGGCACCUGUUAUAAAGGUCAUUUUGAGAAUGGGCUGUUUCACGGAUCAGGGGUGUUAGUCUUUCCCGAUGGAUCCAGGUACGAGGGUGAAUUCGCCCAGGGAAAAUUCCAAGGGGUCGGAAUCUUCAGCAGGUUUGACGGGAUGAAAUUUGAAGGAGAAUUCAAAAGUGGCCGUGUAGAAGGAUAUGGGCUGCUGACAUUUCCAGAUGGUUCCCAUGGUGCACCGCGAAAUGAGGGAGUUUUUGAGAACAACAAGCUUCAGAAACGUGAAAAAUGUCAGGCAGUGGUGCAGAGAGCCAAGAACUCAGCAUCCACUGCCCGCGGCCUCUCUGUAUGACAGACUGACCUCAGUGAGAGCACCCCUAACUGUGGCUUUCAGAUCAGGCAGGGUCACAAGUUAAGAAGUCAAAGCAGACUGUGGAUCUGCGUUCAGGGUGAUCUCUGCCUUCGCCAAACAACGGAGCUCAAAAAUACGUGAGACCCAUCAGACGCUCAGGGAUGGAUCAAAGUGUCUCGAUUCCACAUGCCUCUGCUUCUCUCACACUGUUGCUCUGCCUUGGUUUCCUCUGUGGCUUAAAAACAUUACAAAAUUCUGUAUGUUUGUUAUGGAGGCAUGGAUAAACUCAAGUCACCAUCGGAGGCAUUGCAGGUACAGAGGCCUGUCACCUGAAGAUUUUGUUGGUAAAUUUUGAAAUUUGCCUUCGUGAGUCUGCGAUUGUAUCACUUGUGUUUGACUGUAUUGUUACUAUUGUAACUGUCUGUCUGUUUGUUUGAAUCAACAUAUUCUUUAUUGCACAUUUGCCUUAGUUAUUGCAUUAAAAGUCAAUAUUGCUGGAUUAAAAUCUUGUUACUGAUAUA